AUGAGUGUUUACUCGAAGAUUCAGAAGAAGAAGAUAUCGAUAAAAGCUCUAUCCCAACUCCCUCGUAGAUGGAUUAACAGAGAUCGAGAAGCAGGACAUGAUCGCCUUUUCCAAGAUUACUUUGCAGAUGAACCGAGGGUUGAUGCAACUGGAAGAAGAGGCUUGUCACCACUCCAAAAAUGUACCGCUGCGAUACAAAUGUUAGCAUAUGGCGUAGCAGCUGAUGCUGUUGAUGAUUAUGUGCGCAUAGGUGAGAGCACUACAAUUGAAUGCUUGGAAAAAUUUGUUGAAGGUGUCAUUUUGGUGUUCGAAGAUGAAUACUUGCUAAAAUCAAAUCCAAAUGACGUUCGACGCCUGCUACAAAUGGCGGAGGGUCAUAGCUUUUCUGAUCGUUCUCCAGUGUUCGAUGAUAUUCUAAAUGACCGUGCUCCGGAGGUAAAUUAUACUAUUAAUGGUAAUAAUUAUACUAUGGGAUACUAUUUAGCAGACGAUAUUUAUCCUGAAUGA
Arachis ipaensis is the source of this 507-nucleotide messenger RNA. RefSeq lists its product as uncharacterized. Lineage: Eukaryota; Viridiplantae; Streptophyta; Magnoliopsida; Fabales; Fabaceae. The record is from RefSeq and is a predicted model, not a curated record.